AUGCAGCCACCACCACCUUCCCUUUUUGUUUCUAAAACUCCCACAUCAAAGCGUUGUCGUUUUUUCUUCUCCUCAGCGCGAUCACCAAACCGUUCUUCUGUCACUGUAGCCUUGUCUACUGUAGCAAACUCUGUUCCGGCGAGAAGUGGGAUUUAUACAGUUGGUGAUUUUAUGACCAAAAAGGAGGAUUUACAUGUGGUUAAAGCUAACACAACCGUUGAUGAUGCAUUGGAGGCUCUCGUGGAGAAAAGAAUAACUGGGUUUCCUGUCGUUGAUGAUGACUGGAAAUUGGCAAUUCGACUUUUUAAGUCCUUGCCAUCCCUCUUUUUCAAGUACGUGGCAUACAAUCAGGGGAUGCUCAGUACUUACUCCGCAAGGGCUUGCUCACAACUAGUCAUCAACUCCUACCAGAGGGGAGUAGAAGCCGAAACUCUGAUCGAACAUGACUGGUAG
Molecule: messenger RNA, 453 nt
Organism: Dovyalis caffra
Lineage: Eukaryota; Viridiplantae; Streptophyta; Magnoliopsida; Malpighiales; Salicaceae
Source: the annotation of a GenBank genome assembly